GAAUGCAAGCUGAGUUCGGGUGACUUGAAUUGACUUGACACGCUGUGUCGUGAAGGACAGUAAGAAUACAGUAUACUCCUUGAUGUGACGGUGUAUUCAGACUGUCCCUUAUGUCACGGCACUCCAAGACAAUUCAAGCCACGUGAUUUCAACUUGCAUUGCUGUCCUCAGCUGUUCUUUUCACGGGAAUUGGGGUCUGCGCGAUAUGAUUUUCAGGUCUUUGUACACGCGAAGUGCACAUAAACAAUCCGGCAGCUUUUCUACGUGGAUGCUGGACUCCACAUUUGUACGAAAAUGACAUAAGUGGUUUUCAGCUUUCAGGUAUAGCUUGUGUGUUAGAGAAGGGAGACAGAAGUGCAAAACUACUCAAGGAAAAUGCGUGGACCUGAAAAAAUUUCAUUACUUGGUAGAGAAGGGGAAUUUCACACACUAUACAAGAAGUUUGAGGAAGAAGAAUCUGCAUUUCAUGUUUUGGAAAAUCUUGUCAUCAGUCUUUUUUUCAUUUAUUACGUCAAACUGCACCGAGAAUUACUAAAAGGAACACCGUUACGAGCUGCCAUAACAUUCAGUACAAGUUUUGCGCAGUGGUAUGGCUUCCUCAAUAUCUUAAUCUUCAAGAUAUAUAGUUUUCAUUUACAUAUUUACUUGUCUUUCAAUCGUUCGAGUUCCUUAUUUGUACUGGGGUUAGCUAGUGAAACUACAUAAAUAUUGCCCAUUGAUGCUUGUAAAUUUUUUUUUACAGAUAAUUCAUAGAGCUAGUUAACAAUAAACGCAAUUUAGAAUGUUUUGACGGGACAGGACGUGACUUGAUGUGACGACCAGUGUGAAUUGCUCUUUUGGAUAUCGCCAUUUGAAAUGUACCGGUAUUGUGGAAUGUUUUGACGGAACGUGAUGACCAGUCUUAAUUGGCCUUUACUUUUUUAGUGGUUUAGGAGUUGACGUUAUAAAGAGACUGUCUGCUGAGGAAAGUGCACGAAUUGAGACCAAUUUCCAGAGGAACAGGAUAUCUGGUGCAGUUGGUGCUAUCGACUGGACAAACAUUACAGUACACAAUCCUCCAAAAGAUCCCCAGGUGAUAUACACCUGCUGCUGCUGCUAUACAUAUCAGAUGUUGAUCCAACCAGAAAUGGGACAAGAACUGUUUAAGCAAAUCAAACACGAAGCACGGGUUUCUAUGCUUGUUUCUUGCGCUUGAAAAUAGCUCUCUGGCAGGUCCUUGAACGAACCUACAAAGAUUUUCCACUAUGUUUUCCAUAUAUUUUUAAUGUAGAAUGUACUAUCUUUGCUUGGUAAUCUUUGAAAGUUGAAAGCGUCUGGCUGUCUGUCAACAUUGUGGCAUGGUUGUGAUUGAGUUCUGUUAGUUUACGAUCGUAAAAUGAGGAAUCUUUCGGUUUCCCGUCAUAUUGCAUUAAAUAUUCCUGAAAGUAAUGCGUUUUCACAGUUUACUGUAGAUGUAGCUACAGGUGACAUCUUAGGAUAUAGUGAGAAGACAGUGUAUAAAUUGUCUGCUAAGAGCGGUGAGAUAGAAUGUUUUCUCAGUUUGGAAGAACUCGGUCAUUUGACCACAUGUUACGAUAUCAUAGGCAUGAACGUAAAUUCUGUCAGCGAAGAAGUUUGCUUGGUGCUAGCCAGCGGUGACAUAUUAACAGUAGAAAGUUACUCCAAGGAAGUGGAAUGUGUCGGAAGUGUCGACAGUGGGGUAUCUGCAGUUCAGUGGAGUCCCGACGAAGAAAUGAUAGUUCUUGUCACCGGGAAAGAAAGCAUUAUUACUAUGACUGGAUCAUUCGAUCCUGUUAAUGAAGUGGAUUUUCACGAUGAUGGUUUCGGCGAAAAGCAGUUCAUAACAGUCGGCUGGGGGAAGAAAGAAACACAGUUUCAUGGUUCAGAAGGGAAGGCAGCAGCUAGAGCAGAAGAGAAACCUGUUGUUCCGUCGGAAGGUGAUGAUAGAGUUCCCAGAGUGAGUUGGCGAGGCGAUGGCAGUCUUUAUUGUGUUAGCUUGUUGCACCGUAACAACUUUCGCCAAAUAAAAAUUUUUAAUCGUGAAGGUGUUUUGCAAUACACAAGUGAGUACGUACCUGGUCUGGAAAUGAGUCUUGCAUGGAGACCUUCGGGUAAUUUGAUAGCAUCCACACAAACACUACCUAAUAAACACCAGGUAAUAUUUUUCGAAAAAAAUGGUCUACGACAUGGUGAAUUUUCGUUGCCAUUCGCCCCACAGGAAGUGUACAUACCUUGGCUAUCGUGGAAUUGUGAUUCAGACGUGCUGGCCGUAUUAUGUAAGAAGAAAAAUUCCGGUCAGUCAUUUCUGCAGCUCUGGACAAGCAACAAUUAUCAUUGGUAUCUCAAACAAAACUUAUUGUUUGAUGACAAUGAACUCAACUUUAAAGUCCAGUGGGAUAUCGAAAUCAGUUUACGUCUGCAUGUAUGUCAGGGAUCGAGAUAUAUGCGGUAUGAUUUUUCCUGGGGGACAGAUUAUAGUUCCAUAUAUUGCAGUGAUGCAGAUGUUGCUGUUAUUGAUGGAGAAAAAUUGUUGUUAACAUCAUUUCGGAAUUCAGUGAUACCUCCUCCAAUGUGUGGAGAAACACUCACAUUGCCAGCUGCUAUUAGCACUGUAAUAUUUUCUUCAAGCACAUUACACAAGCUUUGUGUGAUAAUGUGUAAUGGUGACCUAGCUAUAUUCGGGAGAGAAAAAGUUAAAAAUGAACAUGUACUCAUCAGUAUGGGGCAGUUGUUAUGGGAAUGUGAAAGUCCAGGCAUAAAACACUGUCUGAAUAUGCAUCAUUGGCUUUGGCUUACCGAUGAAGUUCUUUUAAGUACUGUCUCUGUGGGACGUACAUCAGUGCUCAUUAAUAUCAGCUUGUUGGAUGAUGGAAGUAUUGUAACCAGGAAAACAUUGAAUAUACCUGGAAGCAUUGUAUCCCUUACUAAAUUAUGUACAAGUUCAGGUGCAUUAAUUCAACUGUCUGAUGGGCAAAUGUUAAAAUACCUACCAUCCGAGAAUAAAACGGAACAAUUUGGGAGAGCAAUGCCAGAGCCCUGCACUGUGAUGCUGACGUGCACUGUUGGUGACACGGAAUGCGCUCUGGGACUCACGAACCGUGGUAAUUUGUAUGUGACUAGUGAAGAUCGUGAUCCAGCACUUGUCUCUAGUGGUAUCACAUCUGUUUUUGUGUUACCAAAAUUUCUUCUAAUGGUUACAUCACAACAUACGUUGUGUUGUGUUAAACUGGAAAAUUUUGACUGUUUACUGCGUGCUCAGCAUGAAAAGGGUGGCAGACGGGUGGAAAGAGGUUCACGAAUUGUGGUGGCUGUUGAUACUCGUGUUGUUCUGCAGAUGCCACGUGGAAAUUUGGAGACAGUUACACCACGAACAUUAGUGUUAGAUGUUGCAGCUCGGUACUUGAAUGCUGCUAACUACAGUUCUGCAUUUGAACUGUUUCGUAAGCAGCGAAUAAAUCUGAAUCUUUUGUUUGACCAUGAUCCAGAGAGAUUUUUAUCCAACAUUGACAAUUUUGUGGAGGAUUUGCACAAUCCCUCAUGGUUAUCAUUAUUCCUCUCUGAAUUGUCCAGUGAGGAUGUAGUGCAAACAAUGUAUGCAGCUUCGUAUAGCGGAGGAAGCACAAGAAAGGUGUUUGAUGAUAAGGUUAAUCUGGUUUGUGACAAGAUACGUGAGGCUAUCCAGAAGCGUGAUGAUGCUUCACUUUAUCUUUUCCCCGUCCUGACAAGUUAUGUGCGUAAAAACAAUAAAGAUGAUCUCGCAUGUGCACUGAAAGAAGCUAAGGCUUCUAAGCACAUAUCUGUUGAUGAAGCUCUUAAAUAUUUAUUUUAUAUGGUCGAUGUAAAUGAGAUGUACAACAUUGCACUUGGUCUUUACGACUUUGACCUAGUAACAUUAGUUGCAUCAAAGUCAACAAAAGACCCUAAGGAAUACCUCCCAUUCCUGAAUGAGUUACGCAGAUUGGAACCAAAUUACCAAAAGUAUACCAUUGACAAAUAUUUAAAACGGUACAAAUCAGCACUAUCUCAUAUUUCAAAAUGCCCAGAGCAUUUUGAUGAGUGCUUAGAACUAAUAAAGACACACAAAAUGUAUUCUGAGGCCCUACAGCUUUUUAAUAAGUCUAAUGAUCUUUACUGCAAAGUAGCUGAGGCCUAUGCUGAUUAUCUCAUAGGAGAGCAUAAAUUUCAUGACGCAGGAAUAAUGUAUGAACGUAGCAAGAAAAUGGAAAAGGCACUGGAUGCUUACCAAAGGUCUCUGGAUUGGCAGGAGGCUUCCAUUGUGCUGUCCCAGCUGAAUUACAGUGAGAGCCAGGAAGCAGAUUUUUGGCGAAACAUGGUUGCAGAUUUGGUAUCAAAUCGGCGUUACACAGAUGCUGCCUGUGUUCUAAAAGAUUUCUUGAAUGAUGCUGAGGAAACUGUUGCUGUUCUGACACAAGGUCACUGUUGGUGUGAGGCUGUACGGAUAUCGUACCAGAGCAAAAGGCCUGACCUAUUAGAAACACAUGUAAAACCAGGAAUUCUGGAGCAUAAGGAUCAUAUUGUUCAUCAACUAAAUAAUGCAAGUAAAAGUUUCACCACAUACAAAGCUCGAUUAGCAGUUGUUAGAGAAGAAAAAAUUAAACUGAAGGAAAACUUUGAUGAUGCUGAUGAAGAAAUCAAUGUACAUCCUGAAAAUGAACUGUUCUCUGACACCAGUAGCAUAGCAGCUUCGACUCUGAGAACAUCUAGGACAGACUCUAAGGCUUCCACGCGUAGUAGCCGAUCGAGUAAGAAUCGCCGCAAACAAGAACGGAAAUUACUCAGUUUAAAAGAAGGCAGCAAGCAUGAAGAUCUAGCACUGGUUCAGGCCUUGCAUCAGCAGAUCACAGUUUGUCUUAAUUUAAAGGAUGAUGUUGGAAUGUUGUGCAAAAUGCUUCUAAGAUUUGGCAGAGACGCUGAUGCUGCCGCUUUGCAACAUUUGCUUGAUUCAGUGCUGAGUGAAAUGCAGCGUAGCACAGACGAAAUCUGGUCGGCCGAUCUGCUAUUGCAACCUGUCAGGAGCUUUGGACCAGAUGCAACAACGAAUAGCAUCAUCGAGUCAUUCAAUGCAGGUGUUUCUUCUGGAACGAACCUUCAUUUGCUAGAACCCCAUGUCAGAUAUCCUCCCACAAUGACAGGUUCUCAGUGGAAGCUUCAGAUCUUGGAAAAUAAUGCUUGAGUGUUAAUUUAUGUAUGGUAACUGUAAAUAAAUUAUUUUUCAUUUAAUUCAUUAAAUUAGCUAUUUUUGAUAUUU
Molecule: messenger RNA, 5269 nt
Organism: Schistocerca gregaria
Lineage: Eukaryota; Metazoa; Arthropoda; Insecta; Orthoptera; Acrididae
Gene: Elp1
Product: elongator complex protein 1
Exons: 14
Coding region: 1376-5194 (1272 amino acids)
Biological process (GO): tRNA wobble base 5-methoxycarbonylmethyl-2-thiouridinylation
Cellular component (GO): cytosol; elongator holoenzyme complex
Molecular function (GO): tRNA binding; protein binding
Source: RefSeq, a predicted model, not a curated record